UGAAGUUGAAGGUUGCUUGAAAGCUUCAAGGUCAGUUGGAAUGCCAAGUUAUGAAGUAAUAUCUCCUCAAGUUGCUUGCCCAACAUGUUCCGGAGCAGGCUACGUGCGUAAAGAUUCCAGAGCAGAGUAUGUGGCUUUAAUUCCUCUGACAGACCGACGUCUUCGGCCGCGUAGAAUAUGCCUUAAACUCUUUGGGUCUGUAGUGAUCUGCUCCUUAGUAUUUAUACUUUUAUUGGUGUUUCUCUUUCCUCGAACAAUCUCUUUGAGAAGUUCAGCGUACAAGUUAAUUACGAUAAGUGCCAUUGCCAACAUGCAAGAUAAUUUGAUAGAUCUCACAGUGAUUAACCAGAUUAAUGUAUCAAAUCCUAACUUUGUUCCAACCACAAUAACUAAAAUUAUUGUGUCCCCAAAAUACCGUUCAGUGGAUCUACAAGAGACACUUAACAAUUCCAUUCAGAUGCUACCGCUUCGCUCAGAAACUUUACUGAAUGUGACAACGAAGUUACUCUUUGAGCAUAAACAUUUCGAUGUAAUGUAAGUUGGUGAUUAUUUUAUAUCUGGAUUCAUUUUAUAUACUACAGAUUUAGUUACGAUCGGUAUGUAAAAAUAGAUGAGCAGGGAAAGGAACAAGAUUUAGUUCAUUUCAGUAAACAAAUUCAUGUGUAAUUGUAUCUACUUCACAGCUGGUUCCACUGGAACUUCGUGUGACAGUGUUGUUUAACAAGGGUUAUGCUUCGAAUGUGGUCGCAUUACUCUGGCUUAUGCUUUGCUACCCUGUUAUCCAUUAUGUCCACUCUUUGCGACAGUGCUUCACUCUACUUAAUCUAGAGAAUACUACGGGUUUAAUACAGCAAACCGUAUGUCUUAUUAUUCUUCACAUUCGUUAUUCUUAACUACUUUGAUCACUUGACUGUAGCUCCCACCUUGGUGUGGUGGUGGUGCUUGCUUAUUGUGAUGACUCAGCCGAGUGAUAGUGGCUGGAACAUAUCUUCCUUUAGGUCCUACCAUUUCAGGUUGAUCAGUUGGGGUACAGUAAAACCCAAAGUAACGACUUGAUGUUCUACGGUAGGUCCUACUGACUAUAGAGAAGUGUCACAGUAGUAGAGCGUUUCCCUCGAACGACCUCGCCUGAUCCCACGGAUUUCUGUCUCCGGAGAUAGGUUUCAAGGCACUGGGCUAACUCAUUAAACACUUCCCAUAAAAACGCUGUGCGUGACCGGCCUCAGGCAGCUAUCUCUUGGGCUCUGUGGCCAAACCCUCAAAUCGCUAAAAACUAUUGCUAACCCAGACUCUUAUUUAAGCAUAUCAAGAAAUAUCCACUAAUAUUUGGACAGGCGAGAGGUGAAAACCGUCCCCAUACCUCUAACAACACCCAAGGUCACUUUGGUCGCCAUCAUGUCUCCCCUAAUCCAUUAUUAAUUCUCCUAUCUUUAUGGACAACCCUUUUCGCAUAUCCCUAUAAUCACGCGCCACCAAUGCUGAUAACUUGAGUUUACGAAAUGUUAUUCCUGGCCUCCCGAAACCACAAUCUAAACAACAUUUUGGAGUUAUUAAUGUUUAAACUUUGUCUGAUAGAACAACGGGCUACCUUAGCCGGGAAUAAAAUCUAGCGCCAUUGAUGUGUUCUGCGUCUUUGAAACGCUCACACUAGGUCCAAGUGCUGUUGCUCAUUCGAACUCAUUUUAUCAAUAUAAAGAACCGGUGUAAAAUGUGAUCGAUAGACGAACUCACCAGUAAUAAAGGGGAACAUCCACCACCACAUUAACUCCCUUUGACCUUGUACUACUGUAUCUCUUUAUUAACCAAUCACAGUUUGAUGUUCAUUGUAAAACAAUAUUUGCUUGUUGACUCAUUUUUCCUAUUCUCUGGCUACUGUUCGGUAUGUUAUUUGUCUGUUUUUUCCCUAUAUUAAUAGACAGUACAGUCUGUUUGUACACUAACGAUGUUAAUUUAUGUUUUAGAAACAGAUAAAGUUUAUCUAGCCAAAUAGCUUGCUUGCUCUGACUUUGGCCAAACUAAGACUCUGUAUUCGACGGUCUAGAGAAUAGCUCAGAAUUAAACUUGUAGGAAAUUGCUCCCUACAACUGGGUCGAUCUACUCUUUGUGUGUCUGGGGACCCCGUUGAUAUUUCCAGCUGUUGUUGGUGUAGCAUUUAGUUUUAAAGUAGAAUAUAAUUUCUUAGAAUGAAUCCCAAUGGACAAUCACUUUUUCACUACCCGAUUCAAUAGGAAAGUGAAAACUCUAAAAGAUUAGUACACAUAGUUGUCUCUACCUAAACUUACUGAUUACAAUUCCAAUGAAGUAAAAGAUGAAUUUUACAGGAAAAUUUCCGGCCUUAAGGAAGCUAAACUUUUUGAUGCGGUAAUAAUGGGUGAUUUUAAUACCUAAAUAAGUAAACUAAACCAAACUGAAAAGCGUUCAAGUGUAUCACAAUUGAUUGAUCACUGGGUGAGGAUCAAUGUCAUGCUUGUCUAGUCCUUAUUAGUGCAGAUCGAAUGCUAUCGAUCAGGUUGCAAUGUGGCCACCAGUCUAGGUGACUCGACACUGCGGGCACUAUGUAUUGAGAUUUUAGAUGGUGGUUGGAGGUAAUCAACAGGAAACCUUGGACCCGGGUUUCGUGCUAUUUGGCACUCGUCAGCAAGGUGUACCUGUAAUCUUGGAGGAACUGGUGCUCCCUGGCGGAUUCGAUCUCGUGUCACCCAGCUUCACAGUCAGAGACGUUACCACUGAGCUAUUCGAGCGUUGAAGUGUAUCUUACGAUGUCAUCGACCAACAAAAAUAUAGUGCCAACUAUGCUCUGAUGACCAUCCAUCUCUAGACGUAAAGAAAAAUAUCGUUUGACAUGGUGAUUCACACAGUGGACACAUUGAUUAAAUCAAAUAGACCACGUUGCCAUCGUACAUUCUUUGGGAGACGAUAUAAGACUGUCGCUCAUUCUGGAGCAUAUGUUUAGAAUCGGGUCAUGCUUUAGUUUGAGCACUUAUUUCUCUGUAUCUUACUGGACGUAGAAAAAUCGCAGUAUGCAAAACUUCUCGAGUUCCACAUAAUGAUGAGGAAGGUAAGAACAUAUUCUAGGAACAACUAGAGAAGGACAUUAUUUGUUAUUAUUACUUGACGUCCAAUUUCUGUCAUACUACUCGCCGAAAUAUUGACGAAUAUUUGCAUAAAUCAGAAAUUUUUUAAAUAUGGUGGUCCAGUUUUAGCAGUUAUAUUAACCGACAUCAUUAGAAUUUGAGAACUGGACGUAAUUCCAUUUGACUAGUCUAGAUUACUGAUCGUCCCAGUCUGUAAAAAUAACAAUAAUUCCCUUGUGACGAUCACUGAGGAAUUAGUUUGACUAAUAUGGUAUCUAUUUUGAAGAUUUGUGGAGACUGUAUUAUUUUCAAAGUUGAACUAACGAAUCAAAGCUAAGAUAUUACUUAAGACUACUACUAUUGUGGUAAUAUUUUUAAAAAUAAAAUCAAUGAAACGGUACGAAGAAUAACGGACUCUCGUUUUUUUUUCAUUAUUUGAAUAAACACACAAAAUUUAUUAAACCAACAUUUUAGUAGGUACAUGGUUAAAUUGUAGGCUUAGGAAUAAAAUGUAGAUAUCCCCGUUUCAAUAACCGGUUGUGCCCAUUUGACGUUUUUAGUUACUUGUGUAGAAUUAUCGUUGUUACUUGUCAAUUCUGUGAUUGUUUUGUCAGGUUAACGGACUAAUAACACGUAUUGUGGUUCAUUAUCAAGAUAAGUCGGUUUUGACCUAUCAAUGCUUACUGAGUCGAUGUUUCCCUGUUUUUGUACAAAGAAAUACUUAGGUUUUCUUGAGAUAACUUUUUAUGGACCUUCGAAUGGAGGACUAAGUGAUGUUUUUACUUCGUCAUAACUUAUCGAGAUGUGUGUGCAAUUGUUUAGAACCUUGUGUACAUAUGUCGCUCGCAAUUGUUUAAGAGUACUAAUUGGUUUAAGUUUGGAACUAAUCUUCGGGACGACUCUAGGACUACCGAGUGAUCUUAUCAAUCUGCUUACUGGCAGCAAGAAGUUUGAUUUAGAAAGUUACGUAGAUCAACUACGGUACUACACGUCCGAACUUAUAGUGUGUUGUCAUCGGAGUUGAUUUUUUCAAGUGGUGUUCCCCAAGGUUUUCCAACUUACCCAUUUUUAUUUAACUUUUUCAUAGACAGGCUUUUAAAUACAAUUUCAGCAUCUGGCUUUUCAGUGGUUGAUCUACCAGGAAAUCCACUUGCUGAACUAGAAUGCGCAGAUGAUACAGUUCUGUUCGGUGAGGAUGCUAACAAAAUUCAGAGUCUUCUGAUCUACCAUAAGCAACAAUCCGAACAUAUUUGGGAUAUGUCUCCCUCUUUAAGUGCAAAAUGUUGGUCCAAAACUUGUUUGAGCUAACGCCUGUACUAGUAAUAGGAAGUAAAGUCAGUUAGCCAGUCAAUCACAACGUAGAAGCCGGGAAUUAUGUACUUUGAUCAUCUUUACACUCGAAAACUUAUGUUACAACAAAAUUCCAUUCACUGAGCGAAAUUUGACUACUUAAAUUUAUCAAUUGAAGUUUUGAGACAAUGUUUCUUUUCAACUGUUUCCGAGCAUCAAGAUCCUUACCAUUUCCCUUACUUAACCUUAAUGCUUAUGUUCAUCUCCAUACUGUAUUGCCAAAAUACAUGUGUAUAGUCCCAAUGUAAUAGAUUAUACUUCAUUCUACCAUUCAACUUAGGAUCUGUCUCCUGAGAAUCUUAAAGUCUCUCUUUGCAAACUCGUAAAAUACUGUAGAAGUGACCCAACUAAGCAUGUAACUUUUAGCUCCCGUCAUUCAUUCAUUCAUUCAAAGUUUACUGUAUGUAGUGUAUUGUACAUAUUAAGAUUAAAAGAAAUUUUUUAAUAUUUAUACAGUAUGAUUGAUGUGAUAAAAGUUGUGUCAAGUUUAGUUUAAAAAUACUUGUCUAACUGUUCUGUUUAUCUCCAUAUAUCACACUUUAUUCAUCAAUACCUAUUUCUAGAUCAGUUCAAAGUGUAAAGAAGCUAACAAAUCACUUCACUUGACACAACGCUGAAUACGUUUUGGUUGUUUGAACGUUAUCCACGGGCAGAACACAUGUUAUUAUAUCCCCAAGAGUUUCAUGACAGUGUUCUUGUCUCGUAUUAGUUUGAUUCAUGGCUAAGUCACAGUUUAUUGCUUUUUAACAUAUACGUGAUCCUAAACAGCAUUCAGAAAUAUUGCAUACUAACGCAAUUUUGGAAGACAAAUAUUCACUAGAAAAAUCAUAUUGUCUUGAUAGCCCCCAAAUGCCCUGGUACAGUCGAGAGUGGGGAGAGUCAGAUCUUCAAAUGCUCUCACAUGACCACGUGUAUACAGCCACUGCUAGGGAAGCCCCACUCACUACCUUCUCGUGGCGGGGGUGUUGUUUGAGAAAUUGAGAAGUAAAGCAAAUGUUCCGCUCUUUAACCGGGUUGGUGGACACGAAGGAUCCAACUAGGGGAGUUGGAAAACCCUCAUUUCAAACCAAUGGUGUACAUGGGCUUCAGGAUCCUAUCCUGAAGGAACAAAUAAUGUAUGAACCAAUCGUCGGUCACCGACUAUCAUGGAACUGUAUUUCCUAACGUUGCUCCACUGCCUUGUGGAUUAAACAUUUAGGUCAAAGGCUCCAGGUGUAACCCCCUAAGAAAACCACCUACUUCCAUUUGGGCACCCGGGAAGUAUCCCAGCCGUCACACAAACCGAAUGAUUUAUGUGGCGCAUAUGUAUUCGGUCCCCCUUUGUACCAAUAUUUAUGUAUUCAAAUAAAUAGAUAAAAUUCAUGUGAUAGGUUAUACUGAUAACCAUAGUUAGUACAUUCAUAUAUCAAAUAUUAAAUCUAAAUAACUGAAAUGUUUACAAAACCAGUUAACUAACUCUAAUAAGAAUAUAGCUGAGAUUGAAGAUAAUGUCGUUAAAUUAUAACGCAACAGUUUCAAAACUUCACUUGUAUUAUGUAAAAGUUAUAGUACAUAAUUCAAACUUUUAACUGGUUUUUAUAAAUCUAUUUACAUUUAUUUAUUUUCAGUAAAUUAUGUCUUAUGAAAUUACCUUACUUCCAUGAUAUAUACGUAACUUUUACCUUUCAUGUUAGUUAUACAUUAUUAUGGCAAAAUUUUGAUGCAUAUCUUACAAUUAUGCCAUUAGUUGAUUGUUAUCCAACUAAUAUGAAUAUAUCAAAUAUAGAAACUUUAUAAUGAAUAUAAUUCCAUUAGAAGAGAGAUAUCCACUAUAUUUUCAUUUAUGCUUUAAAUAGAUUUUCUUUUCUACUUUGUAUCUUUUUUUAUUUUUUCUUCUUUUUUUGCUUCAAAUUAUUGAUGAUUUUUUAAUUUUUCCUAAUUCAAUCUAAUUGGAUCUACUAAGAUCGAAAGAGAGACAGGAAUAUCAUCAUCCUCAUCAUCAACAUGAUAAUCAUGAUCAUCCCUUUUUCUUUACUUCAUUUGUAAAUUAAUUAGUAAUCAUCCUCAUUAUCAUAAUAAUAAUAAUAAAGAUAUAAGUGAUUUGUAAAUGUAUUUCUACAGGUUAAUUUGUUAAAAUAUAGUUUUUCAUAUGAAAACAUGAGAAAAUCUGAUUGGCUUUAGACAUGGUUGUAGCUGAAUCGAUCAUAUAUUCUCACCAUUUGUCAAGUUCUAG
This is a messenger RNA of Schistosoma margrebowiei, 6636 nucleotides long. The record is from the annotation of a GenBank genome assembly. NCBI's taxonomy places the organism in Eukaryota, Metazoa, Platyhelminthes, Trematoda, Strigeidida, Schistosomatidae.